Chelonoidis abingdonii (Abingdon island giant tortoise) is the source of this 664-nucleotide messenger RNA. RefSeq names its product glutaredoxin (gene GLRX). Gene Ontology annotation, cellular component: mitochondrion. Gene Ontology annotation, molecular function: glutathione disulfide oxidoreductase activity. NCBI's taxonomy places the organism in Eukaryota, Metazoa, Chordata, Testudines, Testudinidae. The record is from RefSeq and is a predicted model, not a curated record.
AGCUUACAAAAUCCCCAAGCACUUGCUGCUUUAGUUGUUACUGUUCUGUUUGAAGGAUAGAGCUGCCUGACUCCUUCUUAGAAAGCAAUACUGUAAACAUGGCUCAGAAAUUUGUGCAGAGCAAAAUCAAAUCUGAUAAAGUGGCUGUUUUUAUAAAGCCAAACUGUCGUUACUGCCAGGAUGCAGUGGAAUUACUCAAGAAAUAUUCCUUCAAGAAAGGCCACCUGGAAUUCAUUGAUAUCACCACCGAAGAUAUGGAUGGCAUUCAGGAUUAUUUCCGGCAGACAACAGGGGCAAAAACAGUCCCCCGUGUGUAUAUUGGAGAAGACUGCAUUGGUGGAUAUUCUGAUCUGGCUGCUUUAGAAGAGCAGGGAAAACUCUCUCAAAAGCUAAAGCAAAUUGGUGCUCUAUAGUAACAUGGAGGCCAAAAAUGACUGGAAUUUUGUGACUGCAUUACCCUGCCACUGGAGCCUUAGCGGUGACUUUCCUGUUGACAUCUGAUUUCCUUCUAAAUCUACAAGAGAAGUGGAUAUUGGGCAUCUGUUCUUUUGGUGGCGUUAAUAGUGGUACAAUAUGUUAUAUCUCUUCAUCCUGUCUAUAGCCCUGGGAGCAAACCCAGAAAAUGAUUGGGCUUUGCCUAAAGGAAUAAAAUGUUUGCACUAAU